Messenger RNA from Colius striatus (speckled mousebird), 3196 nucleotides. It is a transcript of the gene STEAP2, whose product is annotated as STEAP2 metalloreductase. The transcript is spliced from 5 exons. The record is from RefSeq and is a predicted model, not a curated record. Bases 91 to 1557 code for a protein of 488 amino acids. Gene Ontology annotation, cellular component: endosome; plasma membrane. Lineage: Eukaryota; Metazoa; Chordata; Aves; Coliiformes; Coliidae. Gene Ontology annotation, molecular function: cupric reductase (NADH) activity; ferric-chelate reductase (NADPH) activity. Gene Ontology annotation, biological process: copper ion import.
GCCCGGAGUCUGAGGAGGAGCAGCGGCGGUCCUGGUCUUCCUGGCGGGCGGGAGGAGAACAAAUUAUUGUAGGUUUGGUGUCUUGGAAGUAUGGAAUCAAUCUCUAUGAUGGGAAGUCCUAAGAAUCACAAAGAAACUUUUCUACCAAAUGUCUCCAAUGGCAUCAAGGAUGCCAGUAAGAUCACAAUAGGCAUCAUUGGAAGUGGAGAUUUUGCUAAGUCAUUGACAAUUAGACUUAUCAGAUGUGGGUACCACGUGGUCGUAGGAAGCAGAAACCCUAAACUUGCUGCUGAGUUCUUUCCACAUGUGGUUGAUGUCACACACCAUGAAGAUGCUGUAGCAAAAACAAACAUCAUUUUUGUAGCCAUUCACAGAGAACACUACACCUCUUUGUGGGACCUCAAACAUUUACUCGCUGGUAAAAUUCUGAUUGAUGUCAGCAAUAAUACAAGAGUAGACCAAUAUCCAGACUCCAAUGCAGAGUAUUUGGCAUCACUUUUCCCAGAUUCCCUGAUUGUCAAAGGAUUCAAUGUCAUUUCAGCUUGGUCACUGCAAUUAGGACCAAAGGAUGCCAGCAGACAGGUUUAUAUAUGCAGUAACAAUGUUCAGGCUCGCCAUCAAGUUAUUGAACUUGCCCAUCAGCUCAGUUUUAUUCCUGUUGAUUUGGGGGCAUUGUCAUCUUCACGGGAGAUCGAAAACUUACCUCUGCAACUGUUCACACUGUGGAAGGGGCCUGUAGUGCUUGCCAUUAGCCUGGCAACGUUUUUCUUCAUCUAUUCCUUUGUCAGAGAUGUAAUCCAUCCAUACAUGAGAAAUCAGCAGAGUGACUUUUAUAAGAUCCCCAUUGAGAUUGUGAACAAGACUCUACCAAUUGUUGGUAUCACUUUACUUUCUCUAGUGUACUUAUCAGGACUUAUUGCAGCUGCGUACCAGCUUUACUACGGUACUAAGUAUAGGCGGUUUCCACCUUGGCUGGACAACUGGCUCCAGUGUCGGAAGCAGCUAGGACUGCUCAGUUUUUUCUUUGCAACAGUGCAUGUGGCAUACAGCCUCUGCUUACCCAUGAGGAGAUCAGAGCGAUACUUGUUCCUCAAUAUGGCAUAUCAACAGGUUCAUGCAAAUGUUGAAAAUUCUUGGAAUGAGGAAGAAGUGUGGCGAAUAGAAAUAUAUAUCUCCUUUGGAAUAAUGAGUCUUGGAUUGCUUUCUUUGCUGGCAGUAACUUCCAUCCCUUCAGUAAACAGUGCCUUAAACUGGAGGGAGUUCGGUUUUAUUCAGUCCACACUUGGAUACAUUGCUCUGCUCAUAAGUACUUUCCAUGUACUGAUUUAUGGAUGGAAAAGAGCUUUUGAAGAAGAGUAUUACAGAUUUUAUACACCACCAAAUUUUGUUCUUGCCCUUGUUCUGCCUUCCAUUGUAAUUCUAGGUAAGACCAUUUUACUUUUGCCAUGUGUAAGUAAAAAACUGAGAAGAAUUCGAAGAGGAUGGGAGAAAAGCCAUGUUACAGAAGUAAGUGGGUCUAUUUCACAUCUCUCCCCAGAAAGGAUAACUGUGAUGUGAUAAUAGACUAAUAUUUGUUAGCACUGUUGUAAAUUCUAGGGUAUUUUGUCAUAAAUGUGUAUUUGCAGGAUUUCAGUUAAGUAUGAGUAAAGUCACUGUGGACUUGCUUGGCAUCUAGUACAAGCUCUAAACCAAACUAUGAUAAAUUUUUAUAACUAGAAGAGUACUGCUUCAGAUAACUACAAAAAUAUUUUUGUUUUAAAUUUCAGAGGGUUAGAUGAUUAUGAAAUCAGAAUUUUAUAAUGCUUCUUUGCACAGUUGUAUCACAUUAUAACCAUGAGUUCCAGAUAUUUUUUUGACUUAGAGCAUAUGCGUCAGAGUACUGUUUAUUAAUGCCACAUUUUCUGGGCACUGUUUCUUUUAUUAAAGCCACACUUCUGAGUUACUGUGAACAGAACAUAUACUAUUAGAGUUAAUAAUUUAAGAAAUAAACAGGUUUUGAAACAAGUUAAAGUAAUUUAUAAUGACGUAUUGCACAUGUACAGUAUAUUUUGUGUGUGUGGUUUUACACAAUUCCAUUAUUUGAAUAUUCGAAACCAUUUAAAUUAUUGUGUAUAUCUGUUAAGCAAAUGGCAUUGUACCGUUGUUUCUUUCAAAGUAGGAUUUUAGACCUUUGUCAUCUUUUUAUUUUCAUACAUCACAUAAUGAAAAAUCAAAGCAAUGUUACACAUGUGUAGGAAGACUUGCAGAUAUGUGUGCAACUAGUUUUUGGGUUUAGAAUGAUUGUGAAAUACCAGAAAAUAUUUUAAAACAGAAAAAAUGCUGAGAAGUCUGCAACAAUAAAAAUCUAUUUUCACUGUGAAAUUUUCAGUAUGCUGAUAAAACAGAGAAGCAACACAAAACUCCUUUUCCAUAUGUUUUACACUGGAGUUUUUGUUAUUUUCUAUUAAUUUCCCAGAGACUAUCUUACAAUCUUAGUAUCUCUUUGUGCAAACAUAAUCUUCUAUUUUUAUGUAAAAGUUUUACAACAAGUCUCUCUGGGAUAUGCCUGAAAUUUUUGAGAAACAAAACUGUUGUUCUUUUACUUUAAAAUGAAAAUCUGUCUCUGAAGCUUGACGUCUGCAUUUCCUGUGCAAUUCAAAAGAACAUCCAUAAUUAUUUCUGUCUACUGCUUUGACAAGUUCUACCCUUCUCUAAUGUAAUAGCCAAACUCAACUCAUAUACCUUCCAGCCACUCCUGCCUAAUUAGCAAAACUUCUAUUUCGGUGAUCAGAAUGUGUAUUUGGUAAUUGCCUUUCCUUCUAUGAAAUCGUAUUUUUCUUAGCUAUAUUUGCACUGUUGACAGUCUCUGACUUUUUUAGCUGAACCUUCACUUAUUUAUUAUGUUGCAAGAAUUUGUCAUCUAUAUCAUAAAUCAGAAAUAUACCCUACUUAAGCUUGAAUUUAUCCUUAAAUAUCACUAGUCCUGUAAAUCUCAUUAUCUCUGUCAUAAAACCAACAUGUCCACAGACUGAGAAGAAUCUAGAAUCAAACUCUGCUCCCAGUUAUGCCACCCUAAAUCCAGGGAGUUCAUCGUAGUUGUUCUUACUUUCAUUUAAAGCUCAAAAAAACUAUCACAGUUUAAUUUUCAUUGUAGUAUCCAUAUUCCCCAAAUUUACACACCAAGUCUGUGUAUAUUCAGCUUUGUUGCAAAUCAAGA